This is a messenger RNA of Meriones unguiculatus (Mongolian gerbil), 1382 nucleotides long. RefSeq names its product dynein light chain Tctex-type 2 (gene Dynlt2). The record is from RefSeq and is a predicted model, not a curated record. Gene Ontology annotation, cellular component: cytoplasmic dynein complex; cytoplasm. Gene Ontology annotation, biological process: microtubule-based movement. Gene Ontology annotation, molecular function: dynein intermediate chain binding. Lineage: Eukaryota; Metazoa; Chordata; Mammalia; Rodentia; Muridae. The coding region runs from base 851 to 1324 and encodes 157 amino acids. The transcript is spliced from 3 exons.
GGCGGCUGGGCGGCGCUGGUAGGCCCCGCUAGGGAGAACGGGUCAGGAUGGAGCGACGGGGCCGACAGCCGAAGACCACCUCCAGCGCAGCGCCGCAUCAGUCCCCGGCUAAGAGGGAUAGGAGGCUUAGCAUGUUCGAGAAGGAGUCAGUGAGUGGAGACCGGGAGGCCUGAGGCAGCUUGCCCUCCCCUUACCAAGGCUCUGUUAGCUGUCAGUGCCGGGAGCCCCGGAAAGCCGGCUGCCCCUUCCUCCCGCUUUUGUUUUUGUUUUUAACCCCGGGGGAACGGAGUUUAGGCGGAACAACGUCGUUUAGAUGUUGAAGGCUCAGGAUUUUUCGUUGUGAAAUCCGAGGAGCUGUACGUUAACUACUAGAAAGUUUUUACAGAGUUUUCAGAGUUGCAAACGUCCAGAGUUGUGCAAAAUAUAAUUUGAACGGUUGUAUUACGCCCUAUAAAAGCAAUUUUAGUAUACACAAAGUUUACCAACCCCAAGUGAGUUUAUACCAUAUAGAUGGACAUUAAUGUACACACCCACAUGUAUACAUGGAAAAAGCUGACACGCAAAGAUCAAUGAAGGGCUUUUAAAGAAUAUUCUGUUGUUUUAAGAAUAAGGAAAAAUUGAAAAUAUUCUAGUUAUUUCUCUGAUAUCAAUGGGAAAAAUCAUCAUUUCAGUAGAACACUGGCAUAUCUAUAUGGUUGUCCUUUGGAAACCAUUAAUGUAAUCAGGACCCCAUCGUCUUUUGAGGCAAUAAGGGAAAACAGUUUGCUCAAGGAUGCAAAACUACUAAUGCUGAGCUUAGAACCUAGAACACCUGGUGGCUUCUUUCCAUACCACUUCAUACGGCUCAUGAAUGAUUGGUAGAAGGAAGCUAGAUACAACAGAAGAAGGCACAAAUUUUUGGAAACUGAAUUACUUCAGGAUCACCUGCAGUGAUGACAUUUCAGGUUUUAAUGUCUCUUUAGUGACAGUGUUUUACAGAAAAAAGAACAAACAGGAAAAAAAACAGUAUGCGCAGAUCUUAAAAGAAAGACUGAGAGAAUCUUUUCAUGAUGUUCAGUAUGUGGAACCUCCAUUUGAUGACUCGAUCGCUGAUAUAGGCAAAGAAUGGAAGAGUGCCCUGGCAAAAUUAAAGUUUGCUAAUUCAUAUAGAAUGGAGCCAUUGAAGAAAUUCCAAGCACAUUCAGUAGAAACUAAAAUCCAGCAGAUAUUAAAGAUUGCCAGCAGAUGGAUCUGGGAUGUGGCAUGGGACAGCUGGGUAGAAGCUAAACAUGAAACAGAGUCUUACGUGGCAUUGGUUUUGGUAUUUGCUCUCUAUUGUGAAUAGCUCAGGACAAAAACAGUUUCACAUACACCCCCCCUUCAAAAUAAAUGACAUAAACAGA